Magnusiomyces paraingens is the source of this 801-nucleotide messenger RNA. Its product is annotated as 40S ribosomal protein uS2. The transcript has a single exon. NCBI's taxonomy places the organism in Eukaryota, Fungi, Ascomycota, Dipodascomycetes, Dipodascales, Dipodascaceae. Gene Ontology annotation, molecular function: structural constituent of ribosome. Gene Ontology annotation, biological process: cytoplasmic translation; ribosomal small subunit assembly. The record is from RefSeq and is a predicted model, not a curated record. Gene Ontology annotation, cellular component: 90S preribosome; ribosome; cytosolic small ribosomal subunit. Bases 1 to 801 code for a protein of 266 amino acids.
AUGUCAGACAUUUUCAACCUCACCCCUGAGGAUGCUCAGCUCCUCCUUGCUGCUGGCGUCCACCUUGGUUCUAAGAACAAGGUUGUCAACAUGGAGUCCUACAUCCACGCUACCCGUCCCGACGGUGUCAACAUUAUCAACAUUAGCAAGACCUGGGAGAAGAUUGUCCUUGCCGCUCGCGUCAUUGCUGCUGUUCCCAACGCUGCUGACGUUGUUGCCAUCUCUGCUCGUAUCUAUGGUCAACGUGCUGUCCUCAAGUUUGCCAGCCACACUGGUGCUACCGCCAUUGCUGGUCGCUUCACCCCUGGUUCUUUCACCAACUACAACACCCGCUCUUUCAAGGAGCCUAGAUUGAUUGUCGUUACUGACACUCGUCUUGACGCCCAGGCCAUCAAGGAGUCUUCUUACGUCAACAUCCCCGUCAUUGCUCUUUGCGACGUUGACUCUCCUGUUGAGUACGUUGAUGUUGCCAUUCCUUGCAACAACAGAUCCAAGAACGCCGUUGGUCUUGUCUGGUGGCUGAUUUCCCGUGAGGUUCUCAGACUUAAGGGUGUUCUCCCCGACAGACAGACCCAGUGGAACGUCAUGCCCGAUUUGUACUUCUACAGAGACCCUGAGGAGCCGGAAACCACCACCGUCACCGAGGAGGAGCCUGCUGAGGAGUUUGUUGCCGAGGUUGCUGCUGCCACUGAGGAGUGGGAUGCUGCCGCUGCUGUCGACGCCUCUGGCGACUGGGCUGCUACCGACGACUGGGCUUCUGAGAGCGCUCCCGUCGCCCCUACCCCUGCCACUGCCGCCUAA